AGGCGUGAAAGAGAAAGACGUCUCGAUCGUUUUACUUAAGAAAGGAAAUUUACACGACAUAUACCCCCUCCUCCCAACUGUCCAGAAUGUCAAGUGUUUUCUUCCUGUUCAUGGUGUAUUUCCGAGUUUGAUAUCUUUGUUCGUUGACAAUAUGAAAAUACAACUAACAUUAUUUGGCAUCGACUCGCUCAUUUUGCUAAUUUCCAUUCACGACAAAAAGAAUGACGCCCAAGGAAUAAGUGGAAUCUGUUCUGAGGCUGAGGGGUUACAAAAUUUAGUCUGCUGUUAUGACUUUCAUUUGAUUGACAACCAAUGCAAACCUUGUGACGACGGUUACUUUGGAGAAAACUGUGGAGUUAGAUGUAUAGCACCUGAGUAUGGGAAGUCAUGUGAGAAGAAAUGUGAUUGCCCUGUAGAGCGGUGCCACCAUGCGUAUGGUUGCCAAGAGCCAGAUACAACGACUGUUAAGUUAACACGAUUUACAACUGCUGUAGAAACUACAUCCACGUUUAACAAGUUUUAUGAGGAAACAAAUCGGAUACAAUCAGUGACCGUGCCGGACUCGUUAUCAACGACGGAGUUGGGAAUUAUUUCGUUCUCAUUUACAAGAACGGCAAGUCCAAAUGGAAAUGAGACAAAGAGCGACAACUCUGUCAUAAUCAUCAUUGGAAGUGUGAUUGCGUUCUUUUUAGCCAUUCUCACCGCGAUUCAGAUACACGGAAAAUGUAAAACGAAGUUGAAAACGCAAAGAAUACAACACAGUGUAUCUGAAACUUACGCUGAAAUAAACGAGGCAGUUAUGCUGCCAAGCGUCGAAAGAAAUGAAAAUCGAUAUUCGAGAAAACAAUCAGCAAAGUAUGAUGUCUUAAAGGAAAAGACAAAAAAUGAAUACUUAUUUAUACAGUGUGAAACAGAAAACGAAAUUCAUAAAGUUCCUGGUUCAAAUACAUCGGAUACAGUUUCUGGAUCUCUCGACCAAUCUAACAAAUCAUCCGAUUAUUCACAGUCCCCGGAGAAAGAUGAUAAGGACUCCUAUUUAGAGCCAGUCAAUAAACCGACUCAUCAUCAUCAUUACAUUGACAUCAUGGACAACCCGUAUCUAGACGUCGUACACACAGUCCCUGAAAGCGAUGUCUGUCAUGUCAAAGUGUGUCAGACUUCAUCACAGUAUGACGAUGUAUUACCAAACAGGCCACCACAGGUCUUACAAUGCGAUGAACAUACGGAUACGUACUUGAACGUUGUAAACAAUCAGUGAUGGUUCUUUGUAAAGUAUAAAUAUGUAUUAAAACGAAACAAGAUUUGUAUGUGAA
Molecule: messenger RNA, 1313 nt
Organism: Ostrea edulis (European flat oyster)
Lineage: Eukaryota; Metazoa; Mollusca; Bivalvia; Ostreida; Ostreidae
Exons: 4
Coding region: 152-1258 (368 amino acids)
Source: RefSeq, a predicted model, not a curated record